CGGUACUUGAAGAACUCUACUGACUUUACUAUAGUGCUAUAGCAUACGUUCUCGCUGGAGCCCAUAGUAUACCAAGUUAUGAGUUAAGUGCACCCGUAUAGACUAGCCUGUCGACUGGCUGGAAGAACGAAAGCUGUUUUCCGUUUCAGUUUUAGUCGAACGGUCCGUGAACAAUCAGGGGACCGACGAGUAUUCCUGCAUCCAUCAUACGAAAUCCCGAGGUGGGAUUCUGGAAUAGUGUGGUGCUAUAAACAAUAGUUUAUAUUAAUAGAAAAUACUUUUGAAUUGCUGCAUAUAAGAUCAACGAAUACGCCAUGGGAUACGGUACAGAAAUAGACGGCUGUGGCCGUUGCAUGAAAUAUUCACUGUUUUUCGCUAAUUUGCUCAUAUUCAUCGGUGGUGUCGUCGUAGCUGGACUAUCGAUAUGGGCCUUGGUAGAAAAAAUCCCAUUCAUUGGUGAAUUGGUUGGUAACGAUCUUUUGUCUGGUGCAGUUUACGUCCUGCUGGUUGGCGGCAUUGUAGUGGCAUUUAUUGCAUUUUUCGGAUGCAUUGGUGCAUCCCGUGAGAUAAAAUGCAUGCUGCUUACGUACUUCAUUAUUGUAUUCCUGCUAUUUGUGACGAUGCUUGUCGGCGGCGUCCUUGGAUACGUAUUUCGUGAAAAACUCGUCGACACCAUGCAUCGUGAGAUGAAGAGUUCGCUCCUGCAGUACGACAAACAUGCAUCUAUCCGAACGGCUUGGAAUACCACUCAGACCUUGAUGCAAUGCUGCGGAGUCGAUAGCUGGCGGGACUGGCAUAGGAAUAAUCUGGAACUCCCGGACAGUUGCUGUCGCGAAAUUGAACCUGGACGGCGUUUCCACUGCAACACCGGUCCUGACACGGUGAUAGCGACGACAACGUAUCUGGAAGGCUGCGUCAAUCGUACACAGGUGCACUUGCAGAAACAUGCAGCAGUACUAGGUGGUGCCGGUAUAGCAGUCGCCUUGCUGAUGUUCUUUGGCAUGAUCUUUUCGUGUGCACUCUUCAAGAUGAUAGAAUGACGCGAGGUAUCGUACGUAUUAUGAGGCGUCUUCUCUUUGAACACUUUCAUAAACGAGAGGAAGAUGACGAUGAUGAUGAUCCUCUUAUAAAAGCGACGAUGUCGUACAACUCUCCAAUAUCAACAAUCACUCCCUCCGCCAUCAUUUUUUUAGUUACCUAUACUACGAAUCGAACGAACACUUCGCAAGAAUCAAAAAAACAGAAAAAAGUAUAUGAACCGUCUCAUGAAAUCUUUAUAGUUAUUAAUAAGUACAUUUAUUUUUUUCUGUACUUUGUAUAAGAGCAUGCAACCAUGCGCUCCAGCGAUACGGAUUGUCUUGCGUAAUGUUAUUACAAACAUUAAGUAUAUAAAACGCUUUAUCGAUUUUACAUUCGUAUCAAUGGUCUCGCAAAAAGGAUAAGAUUUUUUGUAAACUUAUUGCCGUUUUUGAUACCGAAAGCAUUUUUACCUAAAUAUCUAUAUACAAGUAUGAGUCUUCGUUUGAGUAUUAAUUACAAUAUUCGCAUUAUGUGAGACAUCUCACAGUGUAGGUUAAGAUUAUUUAAGUCAUGUUAGUUAUUCUACAUUUAUCUCAAUUCAUAUAGAGGUAUGCGAUUGUACACGAUGUACUAUGAUAAAAUAUAUGUCAGUAAAUCCUUCCAGUUAAUUCAUAUA
This is a messenger RNA of Cephus cinctus (wheat stem sawfly), 1696 nucleotides long. RefSeq names its product tetraspanin-9 (gene Tsp74F). NCBI's taxonomy places the organism in Eukaryota, Metazoa, Arthropoda, Insecta, Hymenoptera, Cephidae. The transcript is spliced from 7 exons. The coding region runs from base 315 to 1040 and encodes 241 amino acids. The record is from RefSeq and is a predicted model, not a curated record. Gene Ontology annotation, cellular component: membrane.